Messenger RNA from Dioscorea cayenensis subsp. rotundata (Guinea yam), 1356 nucleotides. RefSeq lists its product as uncharacterized. Lineage: Eukaryota; Viridiplantae; Streptophyta; Magnoliopsida; Dioscoreales; Dioscoreaceae. The coding region runs from base 41 to 1117 and encodes 358 amino acids. The transcript is spliced from 2 exons. The record is from RefSeq and is a predicted model, not a curated record. Gene Ontology annotation, molecular function: phosphatidic acid binding.
GAUCUGAGAGAGAGAGAGAGAGAGAGAGAGAGAGAGAGAGAUGUCGUUCUGGAACCGUAGCCGCGACGAUGAGGCCGUCGAUGACUUCGAUGACUACGAUCCGACGCCCUACGGCGGAGGAUACGACCUUGCCCUCACCUUUGGCCGGCCGUUGCCACCAUCGGAGGAGCUCUGCUAUCCCAUCUCCUCCUCCGAAGCCAUUGACUACGAGAGGCCUCACUUCUCAUCAGGUUCCACUCCUUCCGUCUACGAGGCUAAGUAUGACCAUGGAGAUCGCUAUGGUCGGUCCUCCCAGGCCAAGCCCCAGCCGGCUUACGGCUUCCAACCUGUGCAAGGGGGAGGAGGUAGCGUUGGUUAUGGAGGUGGCGGGCGUCCGGGGUAUGGGGGGCAGAGUGAGUAUGGAUCUGGGUAUGGAUCUGAGCAAGGGUCUGGAUAUGGUGGGAGGCCAGGCGGGGAAGAGGGGUAUGGAUCUGGGUAUGGAGGGAGAGCUGGUGGUCAGGUUGAGGAGGGUUACGGGUCUGGGUAUGGUGGGAGACAGAGCCGCCAAGAGGAUGAAGGGUAUGGAUCGGGAUAUGGUCGUAAACCCAGCCAUCAGGAGGAAGGUUAUGGGUCAGGCUACGGUGGGAGGCCUAGUCGCCAGGAUGACCAAGGGUAUGGAUCUGGGUAUGGUGGGAGGUCUCAGCGAGAGGAGCAGGAGAACCCCUCUUAUGGAACUGGUUAUGGGCGGGACGAGCCUCAGCGUUAUGGGCAUGAAAGCCAGUACAAAAGUGGCGUUGGAGAGUAUGGGUAUGGUGGGAGUGAGUACCAGAGGAGUGAGGAGCAGGGAUAUGGUGGAGGUGGAUACAAGAAGAGUGGCGAGGAGUAUGGGUCUGGAGGGAGAUCCAGCUAUGGUGGGAGUGAGUACGAGAGGAGCGGGGAGCAGGGAUAUGGUGAGGGUGGAUACAGGAAGACUAGCGAGGGGUAUGGGUAUGGAGAGAGGCCCAGCUAUGGCGGUGGCGAUGAGGGUGAAGGAUAUGGUCGCCCGAAACGAGGUGAUGGAUCUGAUGAUGAGGAUGGACGAAAGAAGCAUGGGCAUCACAAGCACGGCCACCACCACCGCAACUAUGAUGAAGAAUGAGCCAAGUCACCAGUACUAUUGCAUUGCGAAUGCAUCACCUUUUAACCCUGCAUAACAUUUACUAGUAAAUAAGUGGGGGCUUCUGUUUUAUUCUUUUCUUUUCUGGUUGUGUUGUGUGAUUUGAAUAAUAUCUACAAACAUAUUGGCUUUGUUUCACCAGUACUGAAAAAACUUGGAAUUGUUGGUUUAUAACUGUUGAACUUCUACGAUGCAAGUAUUGAUAGUGUUCCCAUUGCGUG